This is a messenger RNA of Cyprinodon tularosa, 3100 nucleotides long. Its product is annotated as inosine-5'-monophosphate dehydrogenase 1b-like. Bases 555 to 2435 code for a protein of 626 amino acids. The record is from RefSeq and is a predicted model, not a curated record. NCBI's taxonomy places the organism in Eukaryota, Metazoa, Chordata, Actinopteri, Cyprinodontiformes, Cyprinodontidae. Gene Ontology annotation, biological process: GTP biosynthetic process. Gene Ontology annotation, cellular component: cytoplasm. The transcript is spliced from 16 exons. Gene Ontology annotation, molecular function: IMP dehydrogenase activity.
UCUGCUACAGUCUGAAACAGAGCUCAGCAGCCAUCAGGGGAACAGAGUGCAAAGAAGCUCCCAGCCUUGAGGGAAAACAAGCAAGACCAACUCAACUUCUCAAUGCCUGAAGCAGGAGCAUCCCUUCAUAGAUGAAAUCAUCCUAGAACUCUUUACCCUGCUUGAUGACCUUUGUGCCUUCCAUGUAAGGAUCACUUUCAAGCCGGAUUAUAAACUCUCCUGGUCGUUCUCAACUUCUUUUUAAGGGAUAUUUCGGUGCUGCUUAAUCUGCCUUUUUAACUGCACAUAUGUUUCUACAAACUUUAAUACCUGAGGUUAUGGUUUAACUGCUACUCAGAGAUCAACACAACUGGCAAGAAGAACUAGUUUCCUGGUGUGCACAUCUAAUCAAACCGUCCCUGUUAAUGAGAUCAUAUAACUAACCAACGCACUGAGUGCCUCUCUUGAGAUCUGCCGAUGUUUACUUGGAGUGCAACGGUGUGAUUUUAAUUGUAUGCAGAAGGUCUGAAGAGCAGUGUGUGUGUGUGGAGAUCACAGACCUGGAUUUCCAAGAGAUGGAUGGUCAUGGUUAUGACCGCUUCGGAGAGAGUGAGAGGGACAAUUACCAAAUUGACUAUAGAAGGAUUGUAGGAGACAUGGAACCAGCAAGGCCUCGAGUCUCAAACAGAGAAGGGGAGCAGUCUCAGCACUCCUUCCUAGCUCAUGCCCAUCCAGCAUCAUAUGGACAUGGGCAUGAGACUGCAGCCCAGAGGUACAGCGCCACACGAAUCCAGGCUGGAUAUGAACUGGAGAGCUCGGCCGACUACUUGAUCAGUGGAGGAACAGGUUAUGUUCCCGAUGAUGGACUUACAGCACAACAAUUGUUUGCUGUUGGAGAUGGGCUGACAUACAAUGACUUUCUUAUCCUCCCUGGUUUUAUAGAUUUUACUUCUGAUGAGGUGGAUAUGACUUCAGCACUGACAAGAAAAAUCACUCUAAAAACACCUCUCAUUUCCUCACCCAUGGAUACAGUCACGGAGUCAUCCAUGGCUAUUGCCAUGGCACUGAUGGGUGGGAUUGGAAUAAUCCAUCACAACUGCACUGCUGAAUUCCAGGCCAAUGAAGUGCGAAGAGUUAAGAAAUUUGAGCAAGGCUUCAUCACAGACCCAGUGGUAAUGAGUCCUCAUCACACAGUGGGGGAUGUGUUUGAAGCUAAGAGACGUCAUGGUUUCUCUGGAAUCCCGGUGACGCAAACAGGCAAGAUGGGGAGCAAGUUGGUUGGCAUUGUGACCUCCAGAGAUAUAGACUUUUUGUCCGAGAAAGAUUACGAGAAACUUCUGGAAGAGACAAUGACAAAAAGGGAAGACCUUGUUGUUGCACCAGCUGGAGUCACUCUGAAAGAAGCUAACGACAUACUGCAGAGAAGCAAGAAAGGUAAGCUUCCAAUUGUAAAUGACAACGACGAGCUUGUUUCCAUUAUAGCAAGAACUGACCUAAAGAAGAACAGAGAUUAUCCUCUGGCUUCCAAGGAUUCUCGCAAACAGCUGCUGUGUGGAGCUGCUAUUGGGACCCGGGAGGAUGACAAAUACAGAUUGGAUCUUCUCAUGCAGGCUGGAGUGGAUGUGGUUGUUCUGGAUUCAUCUCAAGGAAAUUCAGUCUAUCAGAUCAAUAUGAUAAACUACAUUAAACAGAAGUACCCAGAUCUACAAGUAAUCGGAGGAAAUGUGGUGACAGCUGCUCAGGCUAAAAACCUCAUAGAUGCUGGUGUGGAUGCUCUGAGGGUUGGGAUGGGAUGUGGCUCCAUCUGCAUUACCCAGGAAGUUAUGGCAUGCGGACGACCCCAAGGAACAUCUGUUUACAAAGUUGCAGAGUAUGCCAGACGUUUUGGAGUACCAGUAAUUGCUGAUGGAGGCAUUCAGACAGUAGGGCAUGUGGUGAAAGCUCUUGCCUUGGGAGCAUCUACAGUGAUGAUGGGUUCUUUGUUAGCAGCAACCACAGAGGCUCCUGGAGAAUAUUUCUUUUCAGAUGGCGUGCGCCUCAAGAAAUACAGAGGAAUGGGCUCCUUGGAUGCCAUGGAGAAGAAUAACAGUCAAAAACGUUAUUUCAGUGAGGGAGAUAAGGUGAAGGUGGCUCAAGGGGUCUCAGGAUCAGUUCAAGAUAAAGGCUCCGUGCAAAAGUUUGUUCCUUACCUUAUUGCUGGGAUACAGCAUGGCUGUCAGGACAUUGGGGCCAGAAGUUUGUCUAUUUUGAGAUCUAUGAUGUAUUCAGGAGAGUUGAGGUUUGAGAAGAGAACCAUGUCGGCUCAGAUGGAGGGAGGAGUCCAUGGCCUCCACUCAUAUUCUUUUGUGCCAUUUACAAGAAGUGGCUUCAAUGAUGCAGGAGGACGAGGAAACACGAGAUCAGGACCAAAUGUCCCAACCCCGGCUGCUCUGGGUCGAUGUAAUGGACUCAUGUAAAUAAAUGAUUGACACCAAGUUGAUAUUUUUAAAAUAUAGCUCUAUUUCCACUAAAAUAAGGUGAAAGAGCAAAGUUAUAGAAUACAGAAAGUCAGACCAUCCAGUAAACUAUCUGCCUGUCUUCACAACAGUAGAAGGCUGGAAACAUUUAUAGCUCUAAUCUGCUGGAUUUUUCAUUACACAACAUAUGCCCUCAGAUGCUUUACAUAUAGGUUAUUUAUUGCUGAUGAUAUAAUGAAAAGUAAUUCAGUUAUACUCUAUCAAACAAGGUACAACACUGUACAAGGUACAAGGCUACAACACUGCUUUAGUAUAUUGCAAGAAACUAUUAUAAUUAGUUUACAGAGUAUUUGGUCUCAGAGUGCAACAAAUAUCAACUACAAUAUGGUCACUGGACGUUUUAUGAUUGAUCUUAUAGCGUUGACAAUAUACAUGCAGUAUGUCCAUUAGAAUAGUCAAAUAUUAUGUUUCAAAUUCUAGAGAAACAGCAGGGAUUUCAUCAGAGGGCUCUGUGAUGCUCUUUUGUUAAUAAAGGUAUAAGUCCAGCAAAUUCAAACUUAAACAUCAGUGAGACAGUGUUUUUAAGUGUUAAUGAUCUAUCUUUUAUUAUCAACCAAAGUUUAUAAUCUACAAAUUGUCCAUUAUUAGCAAUACUUUUUAAUUUG